Gekko japonicus is the source of this 1082-nucleotide messenger RNA. RefSeq names its product CD320 antigen-like. Lineage: Eukaryota; Metazoa; Chordata; Lepidosauria; Squamata; Gekkonidae. The transcript is spliced from 5 exons. The coding region runs from base 87 to 785 and encodes 232 amino acids. Gene Ontology annotation, molecular function: protein binding. Gene Ontology annotation, cellular component: plasma membrane. The record is from RefSeq and is a predicted model, not a curated record.
UCGGAGCGCGAGAGAAAAUUGACACAGCAGCCGCAGGGGCGCCAGAUGAGUUCCAGGCGUGCGGAGGUGUCAUCUGGACGGGCGUCAUGCAGCAGCUCUUCCUCCUCGCUCUCUUCCUGGCGGUGACGGGACAGCUCUGCGCUCGGGCCGCCGAGACCGAUGUCUUCAGCAGCACGGCUUGCAGCUUCCCAUGUGAGGAUGGGGGCCGGGUGCCACUGGGCAUGAGGUGCGACGGGAAGCCCGAUUGCGCAGACGGCAGCGACGAGAGCCACUGCGGCUCUGGAAACGUCUCGUGCGCGCCUGACGAAUGGCAGUGUGGCGGCAGGGGCCCCUGCCUGCCCUCGGAGCAGUUCUGCGAUUGCUAUCUAGACUGCCCGGACAGCUCUGACGCAUUGGCCAAGGACUGUGAGUUCCAGACGGCCCAGCCCAAACUGGCCCUCUCUUCCUCGGCCUGCUCUGAAAAUGAGUUCCAGUGCACUCCAGGUGCUGCCUGUUUCCCCCUGGAGUGGAGGUGUGACGGCCAUGCGGAUUGCAUCGAUGAGCAGGACGAACAGAACUGUGGCUUAGAUUUGCUGCCGUCUUCAGUGGCAACUAAACCUGAGAGCAAGACCUUUCCUGCAAAGGAACCUCGAGGAAGUCUCAGGGAUCCCAUCUAUUUGGCAGUGAUUGCCAUCACGGCACUGCUGAUUGCGAUAGCGGCGGGGGUCGGCGUUGCCCUGUGGGAGUGCCGGAGAGCAAAGUCUCGCUCCUCCAGCUACAAGCUAGCAGACUGGGUUGCAGCCUGAGCGGAUGCGAAGAUUCUCCACCCUGAGCGUUUGAUGCCAUCCCUUCAUACGGAAUGUCCUCCGCCUGAACAAGAUGGAGUCUCCAGUCCCAGAUAGUUGUACCUGCUUCCCCAGCGACAGUCUCCACUGAAAACGUGUCUUCACCCAGGGCAAACGACCCCGUUCCAUACAAGAGGGGCCACGAUCCGUCAAGGGAGUAGGAAACUCUGGGCAGGGAAAGUUCCUGUAUGGACCCCCACGUCUUCCCACCCCAUGCAGCUGGACCUCCUCAUCCCCCUCCCCUUUUGGUCCCUGAAU